Psammomys obesus (fat sand rat) is the source of this 1663-nucleotide messenger RNA. It is a transcript of the gene Tmem222, whose product is annotated as transmembrane protein 222. Lineage: Eukaryota; Metazoa; Chordata; Mammalia; Rodentia; Muridae. The record is from RefSeq and is a predicted model, not a curated record. Bases 41 to 667 code for a protein of 208 amino acids. The transcript has 6 exons.
GGCGCCGCAGCCGGGCCUUCCCGCGAGGGGCGCGCGCAGCAUGGCGGAAGCGGAAGGGAGUUCUCCGCUCCUGUUGCAGCCGCCGCCGCCCCCUCCUCGGAUGGCGGAAGUAGAGACGUCGACGGCGGCCGAGACGGACAUGAAGCAGUAUCACGGGUCCGGUAGCGUCGCCAUGGACGUGGAGCGGAGCCGCUUCCCCUACUGCGUGGUAUGGACGCCCAUCCCGGUGCUCACCUGGUUUUUCCCCAUCAUCGGCCACAUGGGCAUCUGCACGUCCACAGGAGUCAUUCGGGACUUCGCUGGCCCCUAUUUUGUUUCGGAAGACAACAUGGCCUUUGGAAAACCUGCCAAGUUCUGGAAAUUGGACCCUGCACAGGUCUAUGCUAGUGGGCCCAACGCAUGGGACACGGCUGUGCACGAUGCCUCUGAAGAGUACAAGCACCGCAUGCACAAUCUCUGCUGUGACAACUGCCACUCACAUGUGGCCUUGGCCCUGAACCUGAUGCGUUACAACAAUAGCACCAACUGGAACAUGGUGACGCUCUGCUUCUUCUGUCUGAUCUAUGGGAAGUACGUCAGUGUUGGAGCCUUUGUGAAGACCUGGCUGCCCUUUGUCCUUCUCCUGGGCAUCAUCCUGACCGUCAGUCUCAUCUUCAAUGUGCGGUGAUGGCUUUCAGAUGCCCCAAGCCCGCCAGGGCCCCCAAGGAGGCCCCUGCCACCCACCCCUUUUGGUUCCAAUUCUUUUAUCCCCACCCUCAGGUAGAGUCGCCUCCUGAGUUGGAAGUAGGGUCAGGACUUGGGACGGAAGUGCUGAGGGAGUGUGAGAUAAGGUUGCGUGAGCCUCCUUGUCCUCUCUCCCUGGGCUUGUGACCUAAUCUUUGUGGCACUCUCAUUGCCAUCCUGGGAAGGCCUUCCCUUAGGACGCCUCCUGCCACUGCCACAGGGCUGCCUCCAUGCCCAGGGUAUACAGUGACAACAAGGACCACUAGAACAAGCAAGUGUUCAGAGCUGGAUUUGAAACUGCUUUCAUGUUGCAUUGGGGGGUGUGGUGUUCUGAGAAGCGUGCUGAGCCAAGAGAUUUGGAAACUUCCUUGCUGGCCUAGAACAGACUGGAAGGGCUGGCUAGGCCCUUCCUGUGUCUGCUGGAGCUGCCUUAGUAUAGUGUGUCUUGUCACCCCCGAUCUGGGCCCUGGCUUAGCGAGGUGAAUGGUACUUAUGUGCAGAGUGGGUCCUCUGUAACUUAGGUAAUGUGAACCCCCUUCUUUCCAGGAAUCCUCACACUGGGGAUAGUAACCCAUGAGGGGCUUGGUCUACUUCUGGUUGGGCCCUGUGCAGCCUGCCUCCCCCAGGUCCACAGACUCCUUUAUAAGGAGCUCCCUGGCAGGACGUAAAGUUCAGGUGGUGUCUUGUCAUUUUCUUCCUCUGCUAACACCAUGCCCCAGUCUUUCCAACUGGAGCUUAUGGGCACAUCAACAUUACUUGUAGAUUCUGCCAUUAUGGGGCUGGAGAAAUGGCCCGGUGGUUAAGAGCCCUCAUUGUUCUUCCAAAGGUUCUGAGUUCAAUUCCCAGCAUCCGUAUGGCAGCUCAACUAUUUGAAUUGUCUUGUGGUGUGCAGAUGUACAUGCAAAGUACUCAUAUACAUAAAUAAAUAUUUUUAAAAAUC